This is a messenger RNA of Exaiptasia diaphana, 3029 nucleotides long. Its product is annotated as TRAF-type zinc finger domain-containing protein 1. The transcript has 10 exons. Gene Ontology annotation, molecular function: zinc ion binding. The coding region runs from base 184 to 2688 and encodes 834 amino acids. The record is from RefSeq and is a predicted model, not a curated record. NCBI's taxonomy places the organism in Eukaryota, Metazoa, Cnidaria, Anthozoa, Actiniaria, Aiptasiidae.
GAAGAUUGUUUGAUAAUCUGUUUUAUACAGAAAAUGACGAGGCAAAAAUUCCCCGAUCUUUGCCUUACUGAUCCAGAUGAACUAAAAGACUACCAACAAUACGAAGAAUAUUUUUACUAAGGUUAUAUUCGACACGASUCGUCAAAUCACGUAUCAAAACGGACAUAGUCUGGUAAAGUGUUAAUGACAACAAUGGAGGAACGCAAAGAGGAAGAGAUUUCAACGGAAUAUUGCAACAACUGUAAAAGAGAUAUCCCUUCUGUGAAUUAUGUCAUGCAUACAUCACAUUGCAGCCGCAAUAUCAUGUUGUGUGAUUUAUGCAAUGAAGCAGUGCCAAUAUCAGAGAAAGAUGAGCAUUUUGAAGAAAAUCAUGCCAAGGUUAAGUGUGAAUGUGGUGAAUCUUUUGAAAAAAUGGAUCUUGAAACUCAUAAGGAAAGAGAYUGCACCCAUCGUAAAGUUGUGUGCGAGUACUGUGAACUGGAGUUACCAUUUUCUGAGAUGAAGUCACACAAGGAUUUUUGUGGAAGCAGAACAGAGUUGUGUGAGAAAUGCAGCAAAUAUGUCCAGCACAARGACUUGGCAGUUCAUUUGAAUAGUGAUUGCCAAGCAGAAUUACCAUCUAGGCAAAAUAAUGCUGCAGCAUCCACARUKCAAUCUGUAGGCCGUAAUAGGAUUCCUUUAGAUGAAUUCAUACACAAUGUUGAUAAUGUUGAUUAUGGAGAUGGUUAUGACUUUGAAGUUAAUGCUCUGCAGAGGUUGCUGCAAGCAACUAGCCAAGGGGGACUAUUUGGUGCUGGUGAUGUCAAUGAACAUAGGUCUUUUCAUGGUACUCGAAAUAUGUUCCCACAACCAACAAGAGAUGUYGUUGCAAGAGGUCUCACUCUGAAUUCUCAACCUACCAGACCAAGAAGGAAUAGACAUUCUGRUGACUUUGAUAAUUCAGUUUAUGAAGAUGAGAUUCCCAGAGGAAACCAACUAGAAACAGAUGAAUUGAUGGCUGCUUUGUUAGCUUGUGAGAAUGAGUACCCAGAAAGAGGUUUAAAUAAUCAAGCAAGUAAAUCAAGAAGGAAUAGACAUUCUGGUGACUUUGAUAAUUCAGUUUAUGAAGAUGAAAUUCACAGAGGAGACCAACUAGAAGGGGAUGAAUUGAUGRCUGCUUUGUUAGCAAGUCAGGAUAAUUACUCAGGAGGAGGACUGAAUAAUCAAGAAAAUAGAUCAAGUAGGAAAAGAUAUUCUGGUGACUUUGAUAAUUCAAUUUAUGAAGAUGAAAUUCACAGAAGAAACCAACUGGAAGAUGAUGAAUUGAUGGCUGCUUUUUUAGCAAGUGAGGAUGAUAACAAAGGAUUUGAUCAUCAACCGUUCAGCUCAGAAAGAGAUUUAUUACAGAGACAAAAUUCAUUUGAUUGUGAUACUGAAAGCAGAUACAAUCACCAUGAAUCAGCUCUAGACCAGACAGUUCUUCCUUGUGAGUUCUGUGGGGAAGCAAUUCAGGCACAAGAUCUUAUUUUGCAUCAAACAGGUUGUSAGCUAACGACCAUGGGAGCAUCAAAUACACCAUCCAGUGGAGGAUAUCCUAACCUUAGAAGUCAACCACGCUCUCUUCCUCCAUUGCAUCGUGAAUCACCUCAAGAUGACUUUCAAAGACUUAUUGAAUCAGAUGACAAUGAUGAGACGUUACUUCCCUGUGAGUUCUGUGAUGAMCCUAUUCACCCUGAUUUUCUCUUCUCUCACCAGAGCAUGUGUGACCCUCAGAGAACACGACCCUCUUCCGUCUUACAAACAGAACAUUUCUACGGGAGUCAACCUGAACGACACUUGUCAAACAAUGCUCGGCCCCGGGUUUCGAACAUACCACCUCGUCCUAGCAGGCCGGUGGUUAAUAAGAGACUGGAAGACAAAACUAUUGAUGAAUCACUGAACAAGGGKCCUGCAACUGUAAGUGCGUCGGUCAGAAAUGAUAAUCGAUCCUAUAUCGCGAGAAGUGAUAAAAGCGAUCAACGGAGACAGUCGCCAUGGCAACGUAAUGAUAAACGUGAAACAAACGGUACAGGCGCAUACUCCAAUGACUCACCGCUGACCGUUAUUAAAAGGAAUUCGAUGAAAAACUCAAAAAAGGAGGGGCWAAGGUAUUCAUCGCCUGAGCUGGCGUUAGACGAAAACAAAGUUAAUUACGAAAACGCUUUGCAAAGGAAGAGUAGUAGUUCAGGAUCUAGGGAAAAGCUAACUGGAUUUACAGGCCCGGAGAGGACAAAGUGGUAUCCUUUAGCUCAAGAAGCAGACCAUAUUGAAAAAAUGGCGAGUUCAAAGACUCCAAGUUAUGGAAGCAAAGCAGAGAGUAAACGCAACUUGGGGAAACCGGCUGACUUUUCGCCGCAUCAUCGCUCCUCAAAGCGUGAACCACUUGCUCCACGAUCUGACAAAAACAAAAGCACGGCAUCAAAAACCUCGACAAAAAAGAAAGGCUYUCCAAAUUCAGUGAAGAAAAGCGAACUUGCGCCAUGUUUUGAUGUUAAACCGCUGUCAAGUAAUGGCAGCAGUCGCAAUGACCGACCWCCAAGCCAGCCAAGGAGGGAAAGAAAUGUGAAAAAUAGUACGAGUGACAGAGGUGGCGCAGCUGCACCCAAUGAAAAAAGAGACGCUUCAAACACUGAAUCAAAGCCAAGGAGAUCGAAGAAGAAAUUUGCCUAAGAUAUGCGUCAGAAAUGAUGACUAAUAAGAAAGUAUUGUGUGGCAAAUCAUCGAAAAAAAGUUGUGUUUACCUAGUUGAGAUAAACUGACUGUUCAAUUGCGAUUCAUGAGUGUGCUAAAUUGUUGUGUGCAAAAGCAUGUUGUAGURUUAGGAUAAGUUAUUUUUUGUAGCGCUAUUUACGCAUGGAGGAAGUGUAGUAAAACAGAAAUGUUAGGAUUAUAUUAUCAGAUAUAUGAUAUAUCGUUAUGUAAAAUUAUUAUGAAUUGAUGACUAUGGCACAAUUCUUGUUGAUAUAGAAUGGAAAUUGGACUGAAUGAUUAAAUUUUUUCGUUACCACAAA